Molecule: messenger RNA, 6282 nt
Organism: Falco peregrinus (peregrine falcon)
Lineage: Eukaryota; Metazoa; Chordata; Aves; Falconiformes; Falconidae
Gene: ATAD2
Product: ATPase family AAA domain containing 2
Exons: 28
Coding region: 330-4439 (1369 amino acids)
Biological process (GO): positive regulation of transcription by RNA polymerase II
Cellular component (GO): nucleus
Molecular function (GO): ATP binding; histone binding; chromatin binding
Source: RefSeq, a predicted model, not a curated record
GCUACCGCGCGGGAGAGCGGCCCCUUUAAGAGGCGGCCCCGGCCAGCCCCGCCCCCUGUCGGCGGGAAGACGGCGGGCGCAGCGCGCGCGGCCGAGCCAAUCCCCCGCCGGUAAAACAACCCGCUCCACUUUUUCCGCGCCAAAAAUAUCGAAAGGACGCAGUGCAGACCGUGUCCUUCCGCCACGCCGGCCGGGACUAGCUGCGCCAGGGAGAGGAGCCUGCGGGGAGAGCGGGGCGGGCAGGGCAGCGGGGCGGUGAGGCGGAGGGAUCCAGCGGCGGGAACGCGGUGCGCAGGUAGGUUCGGUAACCGUCUCGCCGUCCCUUCGCCAUGGUGGUGCUGCGCAGCAGUGCCGCUCGCUCGCCCGGGCCGUCGGACAGCGGCAGCCGCCGCCGCCUUCGUGCCACCUUCUCCAGCCUUAUGGAGUCCAGCUCCGAGUUCAUCUCCUUGGAGUCCUCGUCGCUCGGCAGCCGCCGCAUCUGGACGCGCUCCGGGGCCGCCUCGGCCGCCGCCAGGGCCGAGGGAUCCAGGGGGCCCGGGACAACCGACAAGGCCGAAUUUUCCUCUGGCAAAAUUGAAUGUUUCAAUGGACACUGUUUAAGAUCAAUGAGAAAAAACAUGCCGCCCUGUUCAGACUCCAGCUUUGACAAAAGCAUGGAAAUACUAAGUGAAAAUGUCAAUCGAAGUCACUUUACAAGGCAGUUGGCAAAGCCGAAAUCAGACCAAAAAAAAGGCAACUAUAAAGAAAUCACUAGAACGCUGAAGACCAGAGCUGAUGCAAAAGCUGCAGAACAAGUCCGUGAAGAAAAUGGGGAUUUGGAGGUCCGCCGAAGCUGCAGACUUCAACGAAGUUAUUACAGCACUACAAAUCAAUCUGUCUUGUUUGACAAACUGAUAACAAAUACUGCAGAAGCAGUCUUGCAAAAAAUGGAUGACAUGGAGAAGAUGCGUAGACAGAGGAUGAUGGAAGGCCUUGGGGUGUUGCACGGUGCAGAGGAAAACCUCAGUAUGUACUCACGAGGAAAGAAAGGAAUCCAAAGAUCCUGCAAAGAAAUAGCUGAAAAUCAAGUUGACAUUGUAGUGUCAUCGGAAGAAAGUGAAGAGAAAGAUGAUGAUGAUGGUGAAGGCACUCGAAAGCGUUAUGACUUUCGACAGAGGAAAACUGUUGAGCGCUAUCAAGCUCCAUUGCAAAAGCCAAAACAACGUAAGGUAGAAUUUUUGGGCCAGUCUUCACCUGUCAGACAGCGCUACUCAUUUAGAAGUGCUCGGACACAAGGCUCUCGCUGCAAACAAGCUGACAGACGGAGACACGCAGCCCACAACAGUGAUUCUACAUCCUCUUCCCCAUCGUCUUCAUCUGAUGAUGAAGAGCAUUUUGAGAGACGUAGGAAGAAGCAGCACAGCUGUAACAGAGAUUUAAGAAGGUGUCUUCCACUAAACUUUCGGACAGAUGACUUGAAGGGAAUUCACAAGGAUCGAAUGAAGAUCGGAGCAAGUCUGGCUGAUGUUGAUCCAAUGCAAAUAGAUUGUUCGGUUCGAUUUGAUGGUGUGGGUGGUCUUGCUGACCACAUUGCAGCUUUGAAAGAGAUGGUUGUUUUUCCAUUGCUUUAUCCAGAAGUCUUUGAGAGAUUGAAAAUUCAGCCUCCCAGAGGCUGUCUAUUCCAUGGUCCACCAGGGACUGGAAAGACACUGGUUGCUCGUGCACUGGCUAAUGAAUGUAGCCAAGGAGACAGGAGAAUAGCCUUUUUCAUGAGAAAAGGUGCCGACUGCCUGAGUAAAUGGGUGGGGGAAUCUGAACGACAGCUCCGUUUAUUAUUUGAUCAGGCCUACCAGAUGCGACCUUCAAUUAUUUUCUUUGAUGAGAUAGAUGGACUUGCUCCUGUGCGAUCCAGCAAACAGGACCAAAUUCACAGCUCGAUUGUAUCGACACUUCUAGCACUUAUGGAUGGCUUAGACAGCAGAGGAGAGAUUGUGGUAAUCGGAGCCACCAACAGACUGGAUUCUAUAGAUCCUGCGUUACGAAGACCUGGACGCUUUGAUCGAGAGUUCCUCUUCAGUUUGCCAAAUAAAGAGGCUAGAGAAGAGAUUUUCAAGAUUCACACACGAGACUGGAUCCCGAAGCCACUGGACACGUUUCUGGCAGAGCUAGCUGAAAAUUGUGUUGGAUACUGUGGUGCUGAUAUUAAAUCCUUAUGUACUGAAGCUGCCCUGUGUGCUUUGCGCCGCCGCUAUCCUCAGAUCUACAAAAGUAGCGAGAAACUGCAGUUGGAUGUCGCUUCUAUUAAAGUGACAGCAAAGGAUUUUGUCAUGGCUAUGCAGAAGACUGUUCCAGCUUCACAGAGGGCUGUGACUUCACCAGGGCAAGCACUGUCACCUAUUUUAAAACCGCUGCUUGAAAACACACUAGCAAUGAUUCUAAAAGCCUUGCAGGGUGUGUUUCCUCAUGCUGAGCUUGCACUAAAGAAGGACCAACAGCAAGACAGUUUAAACUGUGUUUUAAGAAAUUACACGAUUGACAGUGAUGAGGAAUCGCCAUCAGUCUUCGAAGAUAAGCGAACUGAUAAAAUGCCUGAUAGACAAGAGCAAAGAUUUCUCAAUUUUAGCAGAAACGCUUACCACCAGCCAACAUCUUGCAGGCCACGGUUCUUAUUAGUCGGAAAGCCAGGGAGCGGGCAAGCUUCUCAUUUGGCACCUGCAGUAAUACAUGCCCUGGAAAAGUUUCCGGUUUAUACACUAGACCUAUCAGUUUUGUUUGUUGGCAUCACAUCACCAGAAGAAACAUGUGCCCAGUUGAUGCGAGAAGCUCAAAGAACAGCACCAAGUAUAAUUUAUAUCCCAAGUAUUCAUUUGUGGUGGGAGGCUGUUGGAGCUACUUUGAAAGCUACUUUUACAACGCUACUGCAGAACAUUCCAGCAUUUGCUCCAGUUUUGCUGCUUGCAACAUCUGAUGUGUUUUACGUAGAUCUCCCAGAAGAGGUAAAAGAAUUGUUUGUUAAAGAAUUUGAACAAGUUUUCAACAUCUGCUUGCCUGAUCAGGACGAAAGAAGGAAGUUUUUUGAGGACCUUAUUAUGAAUCAAGCUGCUAAACCUCCUGCAUCGAAAAACAAAGCAGCUUGGCAGCCAUUGGAAGUACUGCCUGUAGCACCGCCACCUAAGCCUCGACAGCUGACUGAGGAAGAAAUAAGACAGCUGGGGGAGCGGGAGGAAGAUACGUUGCGUGAACUUAGGAUUUUCUUAAGGGAUGUGACUCAUAGACUUGUGGUUGACAGACGUUUCGGAGCAUUUAAAAAGCCUGUGGACCCGGAGGAGGUGCCUGAUUAUGACACAGUUAUUAAGCACCCCAUGGACCUUUCAGCAGUUCUCUCUAAGAUCGACUUACAGCAGUACCUAACUGCAGGAGAUUUUCUAAAAGACAUUGAUCUAAUCUGUAGCAAUGCUUUAGAGUACAACCCAGAUAAGGAUCCAGGAGAUCGUCUCAUUAGACACAGAGCUUGUACUUUGAGAGAUACUGCAUAUGCCAUAGUGAGGGAAGAAAUGGAUGAAGAUUUUGAGCAACGCUGUGAAGAAAUUAAAGAGUCUCGUAAGGAAAGAGGUUGCAGCUCUUCAAAGAAUGCUCCACCUUUCUAUCAUGUCAUGCCAAAGCAGAACUCUCUUCCCGAGUGUAAGAAAACAGACCCAAAGUGUACUGAAAAAAUGAAGAUUCCAGCAGCACCUGUAUAUUCCAGCACACCAUGCCGUAAUGAUGCUAUGUCAAAAAGAAAACGCAGAAAGCACAAAUGGUCUUCAGGUAUUAUAGCAAAGAGGAAGAUUUUACAGUUCAAUAAAGAGAAUAAAGUUCCGGAAGACCAAGAUGAAGUAGAGAGCGAUGAAGAGUCUCCAGAAAAAGACAUUUCUAACAUGGAGUGCACUGAAGUUGAGUCCAGACAGGAUUAUAUCAAAGACAAUGAACACAAACUUCAAGAACGACAGAAAUAUGGGAAUGAAAAUGAAUUUGGGCCAGAAAGAGAAAGAGACAGAGUUCUCCUUGUGGGUAAAUCUGCUUCUGAAAAGAGAGGCAUGCUUUCUGAAUGUUCAGAUCUAAGAAAGGAGAGUCACGUGCCGGCUUGCCAAAUCGCAGAAAGUUCGGAAGACAGAGGUUCAGAUAAUACGUAUGCAUACAGCAGGGGUCAUGCAAGACAUUCUCAGGUGGAGCAGCAACAGGUGACGGAUGUGGAGAAUGCAACGGAAACUCUCACACAGCCAGUGAUUGUGGUUUACUGUGAGCUCAAAAAAUUGUUGCAUCUUGUCACAGUGGUAACUAAGAAUUUCAGCAUAUUUCACCUGGAAAAACUAUACGCUGUUCUUAGUCAGUGCAUUUACCAACAUCGGGAAGAUUAUGACAAAACCGCAUUAGUGAAGGAAAUGAAGAAAGAAAUUGCAGCCUUCAGUUGCAUUCACUGAUCCUUGAUUGCAGCAUACUUCUCUGUUUUUUGUUGUUUGAUGAAGAUUAAUUCUACAUAUAUAUAUUUAUAUGAAGUACAGAAUUAAACUCUAUAACUCAGAAGUUAUAAAGUAGGUGUGUUUAUUGCGCGCAUAUGCAUGGGGAAUUGCUGCACCACAGGCGUGCAUACCCGAAGUGACGAACUAUCUCAUAGUCAUACAAUAAAACAAAUGAAUAUUCAUUUAAUGCAUAUACAUAUUCAUUUCCCAACCCCACCCACUCUUGCUUCGUAUGCUAAUUAGCUUAUCAGUCCUUUGCGCUUGCUCAAAUUCUUCCAAAAACUGUGGGCAGGGGACUUCGAGACGUGGACAGUGGUCUUUGGGAGGAAUGCCGUAGGCCCUUCCUCAUGGUGUACUUUUUACCCUUUGCCUGGAAUGUGAUGGUCUUCCAAAUUUGCAGUGUUCUUAUAGGUCUGAGCUAAUUUAUGUCCUUGUCGACCAUCUGUUUCUUAUUCUUGUUUCUUUUAGUCGCUCCCUCUAGAUAACUUUGGGAUGUUUCUUAUCCUUUUAUAAAUAGGCCCCUUGUUAGAGAAUGAGAAACAGACUCCUUUUUCCAUUAGUUAUUUCAUUAAUGAUUUCCUUCAAACUAUAUGGUUACAUGACCUAAUGACUAUACCUACAUUCUUUGAGUAAAUAUAUAUUUACACUUAAAUUAUUGUCCCUAUUCCAUACAAUUUCUUCAUAUCAUAUACAUCUAUUAAAUAUAUCUUUAAAAUUUAUUAAGGAAACUCAAAGUCCUUUAGUUGCUUUUGAUAUUUGUGUCCCCUCCAUAUAUAUCUAUUUAUGUGACAUACUGCUGUGAUUGCCUUUGGAACACUGCAGAUCUGAACAUCUCCCAGGUAAUUUCAGUACCUCUCUUUAAAAAAUGAUCAAAAACUUGAUAAACUUUUAUCAUUGUUUUCCACCUUGUGGGAAUACAGUCCUCUGAAGUAGUCUGUGGUGUGUAUAGCCCACUGCAUAUUAUUACAUAAAGGUUUAAAUUAAAUCUCAUGUCAGUACAUGAAAAGUAAAUCCUUCUAGAAACCUCUUAAUGCAGUUCAGAGGUAAUUAUUUUUUUAAUUACCUGAUAGCACUUCAAGUGGCUUUCCUAGAAUUAACAACCUAAAGAAAUUAUGCGGAAGAAAAGUGCUGUAAGACUUUUUGCUAGCUGCUUUUUUGACAGGCCAAAAAUAUGCCAUAACUUGAAACAAAGCAAGAUUUACUGCUGUAACUUUCUGAGGUAAACUUUAGUCUUGCUUGCAAUAAUGACAAUCGUCUUGAUGCUGGAGAACAGCAUUUUAACAUAAAUUGUUAGUUGCAGAUCAGGUGGCUUGUAGUUGAAUUAACUAGAAAACUAUUUACAAUUUAUCUGGAGAGAAUGGUACCUGCCUAUGACAUAAAAAUGAAUGUGGUGUUUGGGGUAAGUAUAUUUCAGUAAAAAGCAAAGCAGUACCCCAUUUUGAAGAUUUAUGCCUCUCCAAACCAGCAGAGAAAAUUUCUCUUGGUGAUUUUGACAGUUAUUUUUAAGAAAAUUUCAGAAUAAGAUGAGUAAAGUUUAAUUGGAUGAGAAUAAAAUCUUAUAUCUGUGGUGAUAGAGUAUGUGGCACGAUUAUACAUUGCUGCUGUGUUACGUCAUCUCAAGGACACAGUGUCUGGUGAUGCUGAAUGCCCGCGAUCCCUCUGCCUGUGUUUGGUUUCUUAGGAAUGUUCUAGUCUUCCUUUUUGGUUUCUUUCUAGUCUGUUUGUCCAAACCUUUGUGCGCAGUGCAGAAUUUUUUCUCUGUAUUGUUUGGAUGGGUAUUAAUAAAAAAAAUUAAUCACCUUUU